Olea europaea var. sylvestris is the source of this 3415-nucleotide messenger RNA. Its product is annotated as eukaryotic translation initiation factor 3 subunit A. Gene Ontology annotation, molecular function: mRNA binding; translation initiation factor activity. The transcript has 14 exons. Gene Ontology annotation, biological process: formation of cytoplasmic translation initiation complex; translation reinitiation. NCBI's taxonomy places the organism in Eukaryota, Viridiplantae, Streptophyta, Magnoliopsida, Lamiales, Oleaceae. The coding region runs from base 198 to 3113 and encodes 971 amino acids. Gene Ontology annotation, cellular component: multi-eIF complex; eukaryotic translation initiation factor 3 complex, eIF3e; eukaryotic translation initiation factor 3 complex, eIF3m. The record is from RefSeq and is a predicted model, not a curated record.
UGUGUUUCAUAUUAUUUUUUGUGAAAAAUAGAGUAUAUUUCCAUAGGCCACAGCUCUACGAUUUAUAACUGAACCCCCGAACCGGAUUUCAGCCAUACGCCCACGCAAUUCUCCAUUUCUCAGGUCUUAGGGUAAAGUAGCAUCAGUCGCAGAAAUUAGUUCAUUCCUGCUGAAAUAUCUUGUGAUAGAUAUUUGAGAUGGCGACUUUUGCCAGACCUGAGAAUGCUUUGAAGAGAGCUGAAGAGUUGAUUAAUGUUGGACAAAAGCAAGAGGCCCUUGAAGCUCUUCAUAGUUUUAUUACCUCAAGGAGGUACAGAGCAUGGACAAAGACGCACGAGAAGAUACUGUUCAAGUAUGUGGACCUAUGUGUUGACUUGAGAAGGGGAAGGCAUGCUAAGGAUGGUCUUAUUCAGUAUCGUAGUAUCUGCCAACAAGUUAACAUCAAUUCCCUGGAGGAGGUGAUAAAACAUUUCAUGCAGUUGGCCACUGAAAGAGCUGAGCUUGCACGUAGUCAGGCACAGGCCUUAGAAGAAGCUCUGGAUGUGGAUGACUUAGAAGCUGAUAAGAGACCUGAAGAUCUUAUGUUGAGUUAUGUUAGUGGGGAGAAAGGAAAAGACAGAUCUGACCGCGAGCUCGUCACGCCAUGGUUUAAGUUUUUGUGGGAGACAUACCGAAGCGUACUGGAAAUUUUGCGCAACAACUCAAGACUAGAGGCUCUGUAUGCUAUGACUGCACACCGUGCCUUCCAGUUCUGUAAGCAAUACAAACGAACUACAGAAUUUCGGCGCUUGUGUGAAAUCAUCAGGAAUCAUCUUGCAAAUCUUAACAAGUACAGAGAUCAGAGAGAUAGGCCUGAUCUUGCUGCUCCAGAAAGCCUGCAGUUAUAUCUGGAUACCAGAUUUGAGCAACUGAAAAUUGCUACUGAACUUGAACUUUGGCAGGAAGCGUUUCGUUCUAUUGAAGAUAUACAUGGAUUGAUGUGCAUGGUUAAGAAAACACCCAAACCUUCCUUGAUGGUGGUUUAUUAUGCCAAGCAAUCAGAAAUAUUCUGGAUAUCUUCAAACCAUAUUUAUCAUGCUUAUUGCUGGCUUAAGCUUUUCUCACUUCAGAAAAGCUUCAAUAAGAACUUAAGCCAGAAGGAUUUGCAGCUGAUAGCAUCAUCGGUUGUUUUAGCUGCUCUUUCAGUGCCUCCUUUUGAUCAAUCAUAUGGCGCGUCCCAUAUGGAGCUUGAAAAUGAAAAAGAGCGGCGUUUGAGGGUAGCCAGCCUUAUUGCAUUUGAUGUUGAACCCAAACCUGAGAACAGAGAAGUGCUUUCAAGGGCAUCACUUUUCUCAGAAUUGGCAUCCAAAGGUGUAAUGACGUGUGUUACUCAGGAAGUGAAAGAUCUAUAUAACAUUCUGGAACAUGAGUUUCUCCCUUUAGACCUGGCUAUUAAAGCACAGCCCUUGUUAACAAAAAUAUCAAAGCUAGGGGGUAAGCUUUCGUCUGCUUCUUCUGUUCCAGAAGUGCGAUUGUCUUCUUCUGUUCCAGAAGUGCGAUUGUCUCAAUAUGUUCCUGCUCUGGAAAAGCUUGCUAAUUUGAGGCUGCUGCAGCAGGUUUCACAGGUGUACCAGACUAUGAAUAUUGAUAACUUAUCUAGGAUAAUCCCUUUCUUUGAUUUUUCUAUUGUGGAGAAGAUAUCUGUGGAUGCUGUUAAGCAUAAUUUUUUAACCAUGAAAAUGAACUAUAUGAAAGGCUCCAUCAUCUUUGGUAACAAGAAUGUUGAAUCAGAGGGUCUACGAGAUCACCUGGCCACUUUUGCAGAGUCCGUUAGUAGGGCAAGGAUCAUGAUCUACCCUCCUGUAAAAAGUACUUCAAAAUUAGGGGAAACACUUUCAGAUCUUGUGGAGGUUGUGGAAAAAGAACACAAGAGACUUCUUGCACGGAAGUCCAUUAUAGAAAAACGCAAAGAAGAGCAGGAACGCCAACAUUUUGAGAUGGAACGAGAGGAGGAGGCAAAGAGGCAAAAACUACAGAAGAUUACUGAAGAGGCAGAACAGAGAAGGCUUGCCUCUGAGUUCGAACAAAUGAAGAAUCAAAGAAUUCUAAGAGAAAUAGAGGAGCGUGAACUGGAAGAAGCCCAAGCAUUGUUGCUAGAAGCUGAAAAACGUCGCACGAAGAGAGGGAAGAAACCAGUUCUAGAAGGAGAAAAAAUAACUAAGCAGCAUUUAAUGGAACUAGCCCUGACCGAGCAACUAAGGGAGAGGCAAGAAAUGGAGAAAAAAAUACAGAAGCUUGCCAAAACAUUGGAUUAUUUUGAGAGGGCAAAAAGAGAUGAGGCAGCGCCACUUAUUGAAGCAGCAUAUCAACUCCGUUUGGCAGAGGAGGAAGCUCUUCAUGAACGUGAGCAAAAGCUAGAGAUUGAGCUAAGCAGACAACGACAUGCUGGGGACCUGGAGGAGAAAAGGAGGCUAUCCCGAAUGUUGGAGAACAAGAGAUUAUUCCAAGCAAGUGUUGUUAGUCGUAGGGAAACUGAAUUCAACAGAAUUCAGUCGGAGAGAGAAGAGAGAAUCAACCAAAUCAUCCAGUCAAGAAAGCAGGAGAGGGAGGCUAAGAGGAAAAUGAUAUAUUAUCUGAGGUCCGAGGAGGAAAGACAAAAAAGACUGCUUGAAGAGGAGGAAGCGCGGAAGCGUGAAGAGAUGGAAAGAAAGAAAAAAGAGGAAGCUGAACGAAAAGCCAAAUUGGACGAGAUUGCUGAAAAGCAAAGGCAAAGAGAGCGGGAACUGGAGGAAAAAGAAAGACAGCGUAGAGAGGAACUCUUGGGGAGAUCAAAUGCUGUGCCUGCAAGGCACACUGUGCCUUCUACUAUGGCACAUCCAGCAGAGGCAGCACCUGUGGCGCCAGCUUCUGCUGCGGCAUCACCAGCGAAGUACGUGCCCAGGUUCAAAAGGACGUCUGCUGAGGCUGGGGUCCCGGCUCCACCUCCUGAAACUGAUAAAUGGACCAGCGGCCGCAGUUCAGACGAUCAAACAUCUCAACAAAAUGACAGGUGGAGGGAUGAUCGUAGAUCUGCCUUUGGUGGUGGUGGUGGUGGUGGCCCGAGGUCCACUUGGUCAUCUAGAAAUCGUGGGUGAAUGAGUUUGUGAUUUAGGGCUCUUAUACAAUUAAUAUUUUUCAGCAUUCGAGUGCUGUUUGAUGUUCUGGGUUGCGUCAUCCUACUUCCUGUCUUGUGUGUUGGGUUAUUUCCUAAAUUUUGAAUUUUGGGUUAGUGCUUGAAAUUUUGCUAAGGCCUUUUCGCCUUCUGGAUACUCAGAUGUCUGAGAAACAAGUGUCAUUUUGGUUAUUUCCGUAUGGCCGGGUGUUCUGAGAAAACUAGGAUUUUUCCUUGUAUCUAUUUGGUUUACAAUUUCGACUAGUUCCAUAAUUAAGUUACUAA